Boleophthalmus pectinirostris (great blue-spotted mudskipper) is the source of this 2245-nucleotide messenger RNA. RefSeq names its product lipase, member Ib (gene lipib). Bases 1 to 1380 code for a protein of 459 amino acids. Gene Ontology annotation, molecular function: carboxylic ester hydrolase activity; lipase activity. The transcript has 10 exons. Gene Ontology annotation, biological process: lipid metabolic process. NCBI's taxonomy places the organism in Eukaryota, Metazoa, Chordata, Actinopteri, Gobiiformes, Gobiidae. The record is from RefSeq and is a predicted model, not a curated record.
AUGAAGCUACACAGGAUACUCUACGUUCUGGGGUUUCUCAUUCUUUGCCAAGGUGAGGAGGAGAGCGGGGAGUCUGAAUCGGAGCCAGAAUUGUGCGAUAACUUCACAGACUUGAAUCUUUCUCACUGUUUCAUGGGGACGUCUUUAUACGUGCGCCUGCUCCUCUACACUCGCUCUAAUAUGUACUGUGGACGUGAACUUCGCCAUCGAAACCCCUCAAGCCAGCCCCUCUUCGACCCCAAGCGUCCCACGGCCUUCGUCAUACACGGAUACAGGCCCACGGGAGCGCCCCCUAGCUGGAUCGACCGGGUGGUGCAGGUGCUGUUGGCCCACGACGACAUGAACGUGAUCGUGGUCGACUGGAACAAAGGAGCGGCCAAUCUGAAUUAUUUCAUCGCUGUCACCUACACCAGAGACGCAGCGCAAAAUCUCACCGACUUUAUCAUCACUAUGCAGGAGGAGGGAGCGUCUCUGGACAACAUCCACCUGAUCGGGGUCAGUCUGGGGGCUCACCUCGCCGGGUUUGUGGGCUCAAAUCUCAAAGGGAAGAUCGGACGCAUCACAGGCUUAGACCCGGCUGGCCCCAUGUUCACCAGCGCCGGACCAGAUGAGAGACUGGACCCAAGCGACGCUCAGUUUGUGGACGUCCUGCACACGGACAUGGACUCAUUUGGACUGAGAGGAGCCCACGGUCACAUCGACUUUUACGCAAACGGAGGAGCCGACCAACCGGGCUGUCCCAAGACCAUCUUUGCAGGGAAGUCAUAUUUUGUGUGUGACCACCAGAGGGCGGUGUUCCUGUACCUCUGCGCUCUGAACCAGACCUGCUCCAUCACCGCGUUUCCCUGCUCGUCCUACAGCGACUUCCUGGACGCCAAAUGUCUCCAGUGCGAAGCCUUCAAACCCGCCCCCUGCCCUAAACUGGUUUACGACUUGAGCCCGUGGAGAGAGGCUCUGAUCCGAAUGGGCCAAACCAAAGUGUUCUUCAGCACCUCGUCUUCUCUGCCGUACAGGAAGCUGAGUUACAGAGUCGACUUUGUCACGUGGAACCAGUACCUGCGCUGGGGAGUGGUCUACAUUCGGCUUCACAGCAGCAAGAGCUUCACAGAGGCCCGAGUCGACCAUAAACUCCUUCGUUUUGAGCAGUACACGUCCACUCGGCUGCUCGCUGAGUUUGACGACGACAUUUCCAAUAUUCAGAAAAUCUCCAUGAGGAUCAACACCGGGAACGUGAUCGGACCUCGCUACAAAAUCAGACUCGUCAGGGUCCGAUUCACCCCCCUGGACCAGCCUGACAGGCCUGUGAUGUGCAGAUUCGACAUCAUCAUGGAGGAAAACAUGGACGUGUCUUUUCGACCUUUGCCCUGUAACACAAACUGACCCCGGAUCAGCCACAAGGAUAAAAAAAAACCAAUACAUUUUACAGACUCAUCAGAUUUUAAUACUUGAAGAAAUACGCAAAAACAUACAUAAAAUAAUGACGGACCACGUGAAAAUCAAGUGCAUUUUGUGGUAUUGAGCGCCACCUAGUGUAUGUUUACAGGACUGACCAAAAUACAAGUCAAGAACUGCUCACUGAAAUUUAAAAUGGCGCAAACAUUACAUUUUAUAUAUUUUUUAGGACUUCUUCUCUUUAUUUAUUUCUUUUUUUUAAACUUUAUUUUAUUUAAUGUUUUCCUCUCAACGAAUGAAGCGACACGAUUAAUUAAAUUGUGUUGUUUGGCGCCACCUAGAGGGAUAUAAAGGACUCGUAAACUGCAUUUUUAUUAGUAGGAAACUUACAAAUUGUGGUUAUUUAAUAGACAAUAGUGAAAUAUAAAUGAGGGAUUAAAUUUGAAUAUUAAACAACGCAAAAGCUUUUUAGAAUUACUGCUACUCUGGGCCAAAAGGGGGGUUCACUUACCUUUUUUUUUUUUUUUUUUUUUUGUCUUUUUUUUUAUAUAUUAAUACAAGAAACAAAACAAGAUACUUCCACUGUGUAUAAUUAUCACAAAUGUGCCUUGUUUGCAGCAGCAUUAAUUUGAGUUGUGUUAAAAGACUCAACUUCCCAUGAUGCUUUGAGCGAGAGUGAGCCGUUAUGUUUGUGCAUUAACGCCGCAAUGACGUUUUUAAAGUGUUAUUUUUAGUUUAGUUUUAGUGUAAAGAUUAGAAAUUAACAUUUAGGACAACAGAGCGGCAUCCAGUCACAUUGUAUGUAAAUUGUCUUUUGUAUUUUUGGAAAUAAAAUGUUACGGGUUUUUUUUAA